GUUUCUUCCGCACCUCGUUUCCAUCUGUAGAGCAUAGAGUCUUCUGGGUCUCUGUUUUUGCAUGCCUUGAUUCUUUCGUCUCUCUCAAAUCCCCUCCUCCUUGCGUCCCCACCACCAGAGCGAGAACGAUCCCCCUUAUGCCUGCAACCCCUCCACAUUUAUGUCUCAGCAUCACCAACCCUUUGAUCCUCUAUCGCACUCUGGUCGCAACCAAGAAGAUCAAGCCGGAUCCGGCGCAGCAUCGCCUUGCGCUCCAGCUUCAGAAGCUGUAUUUCCGCCUGAAGGACUACGCUCCGGAAAUCGAGUACCGGUAUCGGCUGGAGAAGAUUGGGCGGCGUGUGCCGACGGGGAGGAGCUCGACGGUAUCACCCACUGAGACACAGCACCGGGGACGAGAUGGCGCCCAGCAGAGGAGACGAACGUCCGAGAAGGAUGGCGACCGCGACCGCGACGACGAUGAGGACGGUAAUGAAGGCGGAACCCGCUGGGCGAAGGGGAGGAUAUUCUCUUCCCUCUUGUCGCUCAGGUCACUCCCUUCCACCACGCUGGCGUUGACCCCGACCACCCCGCUUCACCACUCGGCACUAUCCAUAGAUUCCCCAAUGGGCAUGCUCCUGUACGGCGAGGUCGGCCGGGGCAAAUCCAUGCUCCUCGAUCUGCUCUACGAGGCCCUCCCAUCGAGGAAGAAGCGCCGCUGGCACUUCAACACGUUCAUGCUCGACAUGUUCCGGCGCAUUGAACUGGCGCGGAUCGAGCGACUCGAGGCCCUCCGACCCUCUUCGACAUCGUCGACAACGACGAAAGGCCUCUUCGGGCCCGCCGCCGUCUCGGACCACGAACACGUCAUCCUCAGCCUGGCCAAGGACACGGUCAGCGACUCGCCGAUCCUGUUCCUGGACGAGUUCCAGAUGCCGGACCGCGCGGCCUCGAAGCUGAUCAACGGCUUCUUCACCGCCUUCUUCCACCUCGGCGGCGUCCUGGUCGCCAGCUCGAACCGCAUGCCCGAGGAGCUGAGCAAGGCCGCGGGCAUCGAGUUUGGAGACCUGCGCGGGACCAAUGCCUCUGCGGGUGGUGUAGCCGGAGGAUUCUUCGGGCUGGGAUGGGGUAUGAGUCGAGAGAGCGCAGGGGAGAGGGCCGCUAAGACGGAUUUUGGCCUGUUCCUGGAGGUGCUGCGGGCGAGGUGUGAGGUCUGGGAGAUGGAGGGAGAGAAGGACUAUAGGAGGGAAGGGGAUGAUGAUGAUCUAGCCGUGGGCGAGGCUGCUCUGGGCUCGGAAGUUCAUGAGGACGGAGGCGAGGUCGUGGUCGAAGACGCAAGCAACGCAAAUCCUUCCGUCGCCGCCAGCGAGAGCACCUCUAUUUCAAGCGUCAACGCCCUGACAGAGCCCACGACCUUGUCGUCCGACACACCGCCACACUAUCACAUCGAUCUGCCUUCCACCUCGCCGUCUGAGGCAUCCUUCGAAAAGGACCUCCACCUCCUCAACCCUUCUUCAGCGUGGAACCCCAUCACACUCACCGUCUACGGUCGUCGCCUCGAGCUGCCCUGCACUCGCGAUGGAGUCCUCAAAUCCACCUUCCCGGCCCUCUGUGCCACGUACCUGGGUCCGGCCGACUACGUCUCUCUCUGCUCCGCGUUCCACACGAUCAUCCUCACCGACGUCCCCGUGCUGACGCUAGCGCAAAAGAACGAAGCGCGCCGAUUCAUCACGCUGCUCGACGCGCUGUACGAAGCCAGAUGCCGGCUGUUGAUCCAGGCGGCCGCCCCGCCGGACAAGCUGUUCUUCCCGGAGACCAGGAUCAGAAGAGCAGGGAGGGCGACGGCCGCCGCGACUCACGGCGAAGAAGGGUUCGACAGCAGCGAGUCCAUCACGUCCGAGUCCUUCUCCGAGAUGUACCAGGACUCGACGGCGCCCUUCCGGCCCAACAUCUCGUCGUACACCGCGGCCAACACGCACGCUGCCACGCCGUUUUUUCCGCCCCCGUCGUUCACGCCGUCCCUGCACAACCCCAGCGCCCGGACGGUCCUCGCGGACGAGGACGCCGACUUCGGUCCCACGUACGGCAACGGGAGGGGCCACGGGGUGUCGGACUCGGGCCCCUCGCGCUGGGACGUGGGGCCUCCGGGGCCGGACUUCACCAGCACCUCUGCGCUGACCGGCGAGGACGAGCGGUUCGCGUACAAGCGCGCGAGGAGCCGGCUGUGGGAGAUGUGCGGGCGCAGAUGGUGGGAGGAGCGGCUGCCCGUCACUCGGCGGGCGGAUGGUCAUGACCAUGACGACAACGGCAGAAAUGACAAAAUCUCCAUUGAUGCUGGAGGAGACGAGGACGCAGCGCCUGCGUGGUGGCGCCCCGUCCACCGAGCCGGCCGUUUCUGGGAACCCACCGUCGCCGCCGCUGCCGGCAGGUCGUCAAAUGAGACGGCCUCUGCACAGCGAUCGGCGGGAACAACAACUACAACAACAACAUCCUCCAAAAACCCCAACAGAGACCACUCCUCUACGCCGCCGUUCCGAAACCCGCCUGCGUCCUCGGCAGCGAGCACAUCCGUCGACACAACCCAAGCGGGCCCUGUCGUCCGCACCGACCCCAAGUGCGACGCGAUGUUCAGACACGACGCUUCGCCGUACCGCAGGCACGCGGACCCGCCGCCCAAGUUCGGAUGGCAGCAUGCUUGGGGCAUGGUGCGGUGGGGGAAGAAAGCCGGGGAAUGGGGCAAGGGCGUCGAGGGGAAGAGGGCGCGAAAGCACGGUGACGAUGAAGCCCCUGCUGCUGCUGCCCCUGCUGGGUCUCGUCAGAAAUGAGACGGAAUGAAUUUUUGGAAGAGGCGCAAAAGGUCGGUCGCCCAGCCAGCCAGCCAGCUAGCCGGACAAGUAAAGCAGGGCAAGGUAGAGCGUGGCAGCGGCUCAUAAGUGGAAAUCUACACGAUAAGCCAGCCGUCUGCCAAAGAUGCGCGAAAGUUUUGACUCUAUGUCUGUCUGUGAAAGGAAGACAAAUGUAGGAACGAAAGGG
Molecule: messenger RNA, 3009 nt
Organism: Cladophialophora immunda
Lineage: Eukaryota; Fungi; Ascomycota; Eurotiomycetes; Chaetothyriales; Herpotrichiellaceae
Exons: 1
Coding region: 138-2801 (887 amino acids)
Cellular component (GO): mitochondrion; cytoplasm
Molecular function (GO): ATP binding; ATP hydrolysis activity
Source: RefSeq, a predicted model, not a curated record